Amoebophrya sp. A120 is the source of this 6710-nucleotide messenger RNA. Lineage: Eukaryota; Dinophyceae; Syndiniales; Amoebophryaceae. The record is from the annotation of a GenBank genome assembly.
CGUACAAGUACAGCUUGGGUUUGUGCUAGGAUAAUUCAUUUAUCUUUCCCUACCCCGUGCCUAGGGUUGUCCAUCAAGUGGGUUUUAGUAUAGCUGUUUCAUCAUGCUAGGUACAGGGGUAGCCAUACUUGUUGCGUGCUAGCAGUAGCGUAAAAUGUUUAUGUUGAAAAUAUAAACAACAAUGACAUCAAGCAGGAAACUCGAUCGAUGAUGAAAAUGCCCGCCAGCUGUAGCUCCCCCACCAACUACACCGGCCAUGACGUCUUUUCCUUCGCAAGAAAAGAAGCAGAAAGCCAAGUCGCCUCCGAAGGGCACUGCGAAUUAUUCAACCUUUCGCGGCCGGAAGGAGGACACCACUACUGCGGCUUCCGGCAGGUCGUUGGACGACGCAGAUCAUGAUGGUCAUCUUCUCGAGGGCCGGAUGCUGGAAAAGUACUUGGCUCGAGACCAGGAUCAGAAUGAACAACCUCGCGACGCAACCAAUGGCGACGAGGGUACAAGAGGUAUGGAAGAGCGACCCACGCUCGCUGUGCCAACUUCUUCCACGAAACUGCCCUUUUCUCCGAAACAGAAAAGUAGACAUCAAGUGAAGGUGAACAACAGCGGUCGAUUGCAGGAGAACACGAAUGAUACGUCGGAUAGAAUGUUAGGGCAAAGAACAGAUGGCCCAAGAACAGGACCACCUUUUGAGGACUCAAACUCUUCAACACCUGGUACAACUAGUGGCACCGGCCCUGGUCGUCGUGCCGCACCUCUAGGUCGUGUUGAUGGAGAACCAGAACCACCAGAAAUAUCUGCCCAUACCUACCCCGACGACGACUAUCCACAGCAGAUUCACACGACGCCUGUCACGGAAAACGACACCGAUAAUAGCUACUUUGAUUGGUUCGGCGGUGCGACGACCAGUAGUGCGCAAUUGAGUCAAAGCGCUGCUGCGUCUGGUAGUGAAGAUCCAGCGUCUAGUAGUCUUUUGCUUUUCCCGUACAGCCGGAAUAAUAAUUACCCGCCUGACCCUACAACCAUAGAUGAAAACAAGGAGGACGUGGUUGCCGCGGCGGCGGACGACCUGCAAAACCGGCCGAUCCACCGGCCAGCCCACGAGCAGACAAAUGAAACGGGCGGCAGCUCGUCGCACAUGUGGGACACGGUUACCACCUUGCUCUCCAUGCUGUCCAAUCGACGACACGGGGCGCAGGACUUCUUCUCCUUUCUCGACCCUUCCGUGAUGUGGCGGCUGCGGGACGUGCACUCGCAGCUGUACGAAAAGCAGUUCGAUAACGCAGCGGUGUUGCGGGAAAAGUCGAUCCUCAUCGAGACCAUGAUAUCCUAAGUAAAAACGUCCCCGACCCAGAGUUGUCAUGCAAAUGCCCAAUGACAGGGACAUUUGUAAUGCGCAGCUCCAUGAGAGGCAUUUCCAGUCGUGUUUUGGCAUUUGUACUGCUGUAAACAGGAUGAGAAAUCACGAAGCUUCCCUUGCUAACCACCACUACACUGCAGAUGGAAACUUGUCAUGCACAGCUCCCAAAGUCUGGAGAUUUGUUUAGCAGGUUUCCCAUCUUGACUAGGGGGCCGGGACGUUUUUGCUCAGGAUACAUGAUCGCCUGUCUCUACAUGCGGGCUGUGUACGGUGUGCCGAUGUACGAGGGGUAUGUGGACAGUGCGGCAACGUGGGUUAUUGUGGGGAAAAAUCUCCCCUCCCCAUACCGAAACGAAAAUUUGUGAUGCAGAUUUGUUGUCACAACUCAGCUUCGUCAUGCUAGAAGGGAAAAGAUGCGGGCUGUCGGGCUGGUUGGCAUGGGGAAGCCUUGCGUCUUCAGCAUGACAGGAGGCGGCUGGAAGUGGGAAACAGCAUGACAAAUUUCCUGCAAACGAGGCCACGACUGCGGCUCUUGGCCUUCUGGCAUUACAAGUCGAUUUGUGUACUCAAAUACAGCAUCACAAACUCCGUUUGCAAUAUGGGGAGGGUGGAUUUUUCCUUACGAUACGGGUGGCCGGGGCGUUCAUGAAGGUGAACAUGGACCAACUGGAAAACGAGGUGCUGAACCAAAAGGCCUUCCUCGCCCUCGUGGGCGCGAAGCAAGACAGCGCGCAGUGGCAGAGGAAGAAAAGAAUAGAACCGAGUUCGGAAGUGACGACGUCCUCGCAGCUUCCAUCUGGAUUUGUAGAUGGGCAAGAACUUCUACCGGGAGCAGAGCAGAAGUCCUCUUCAACAUCUAGUGUGGACAAGAAGAAAAUCAACACCUCUCAGAGUGGGACCACGUCGUCGAAAAGAACCACGAGCAAAGAGGAAUUUUUAUCGCGAACAAGCUCUCCUUCGUCUAAAUCGCCGAGCAAACCCGGAACAUCAAGCCGGAAAAAUUCAAAAACCGCAAGCCGCACUACGGUACCAGGCCGCCAUGGCACUGGAGCCACUACAGCUGCGACGGGAGGUGCUGCUGCUGCACCCACUACCAGCAGUACAAGCAGUCCGACGAAGACCAACGCUUUUCUACCGGCGAAUCCCAUUCUGGUUUCUGCGUUCACGGAAGAAAUGUACGAGCCAGCGUUUUACGCAUUGCAAAUAUGUUUGGGUCUGGAGGGAUGCAAGGUUUGUCAUGCGCAGUUUGCAUGACUCCUGACGUCUGUGAUGCAUGCCCUAGCAUCGCAGAUUUUGUGAGGGCUUCCUCAUGCAUAUACCGCAUGAGAAAUAUUACCCGCUCUCCGUGGCAAACACUGGACCUCUUUUGCUGUUCAUGCAAUACAGAUUUUUGUAGUAUCCAAAUGCAGCAUCACAAGUUCGGAUCCUUCCAGACCCAGACAUAUUUGCACUGGAUACGUUUGUGCUUUCGGUGAACCACACACUGAAGUGGUUGAUUCUCUCUGUCUAUCAAAUGCAAAAAUGUCUGGGUCUGGAAUGUUGCCGGGUUUGUCAUGCAUAUUUUGCAUGACCCAGGAUAUCUGUAAUGCGCAACCUAGCAUCACAGAUUUUUAGAGGGCUUCCUGAUGUCUACUCCGCAUGACAAAUGCCCUCCCCGCGUAGCACCAACUAGACUCCUCUUGGUGGUCAUGCAAUACAGAUUUUUUUAGAGUCCAAAGUUAGCAUCACAAGUGCCAACCUUCCAGACCCAGACAUUUUUGCAGUUGAUACUGUGCGGGGGUCGAUGGCUUGGAAAGACGUCAUGACAGAUAUUGCGGCGGAGGAAGUCGAUUUCGCGGUCCGGUUCCCGAAGGCGGGGAGCGCCCUGUUUGGCGUGGACCCGUUGCAGGAAUUGACAAAGGCCCGGGACGAGGAGAAGAGACGAGCGCAAGAAGCAGAAGCGUUGAGGCGACGUGCGAGCUCGGGGGAAGCCGCGGGAGGACCUCACGAUCAGGAACCUGAUGUCGCUUCUGGUGCGUAUCCUGAGUAAAAACGUACCCACACCAGAGUUGUCAUGCAAAUGCGCAAUGACAGGAAUGGAACAUUUGUAAUGCGCAGCUCCAUGAGAUGCAUUACCAGUCGUGUUUUGGAAUUUGUAAUGCUAUAAACAGGAUGAGAAAGUGGCUUUCUAAUGCGGCUUCCCUUGUCAACCAGCACUACACUGCAGAGGGAAACUUGUCAUGCACAACUCCCAAAACUUGGAGAUUUGUGUUGCUAGAUUCCCAACUUGACUAUGGUGUGGGGACGUUUUUGCUUAGGAUAGUGCGGAUCCUCUAGUCACUUCCGACGAGCCGUCGGAGGUGCAGGUGGGCAAUGACGUCGUGAAGGUGAAAGCGAAUACUAAGGCGCGUUCGCUUUUUCCCGCACCGAAAAACAAGAGUGGAACUGCUAGUAGUACACCACCGAGGGUAGUAGAACAAGACGGCCCAACAUCUUCCAGACACGACAGCCUCGACGAUGCCAUCCUCGGUCCGCCGGCGAGCGAGCGAAAGGAAAGCUUACCCGAAAUCGACUACGUCGGCAACGAAUUUGUGGGCGCAAAAUCACCGAACAAAGAAGACUAUGACGAACGGGGGAGAGGAGUUCUACAGGGCGGACAGCUUUCGACGUUGUUUCAGCCGGAACCGAGAGCAGAAACGCCGACCAGCACAGGAGCUGCUGUUGUAGUGGCACCACCCUCCCGCGGCUCCUCCGCAAACAGCACCAGAUCUUCCGGUCAAUCCGUACAGAAGACUAGAAUCCCAAAACCCGAACGCAAAAUCCGGCCGCCGGAGGACGAAGCGAUAUACGGAGACGAAGGGUUAUUUGUUCCCUCGUCGCCCGAGGGAGAUCAUGCUGUAUACGGGCAACAUCAAUUGGGCACGACGAAAAACGGCUAUCCCGGAACAAGCAGCACGUCCUCAUCUUCGCGAGCUUAUUUGAAUAUCGAGAAGAAAACUGCAGGUAGAAAUCCUCACGAGCCUCUGCUGAUAGACCAGAGCGACGUCAAUUUUGCACCGCCUGGGAGUAGUUCCUCCCGUCCGAACAGUGGGAGUCCGGAACGGAAUCGGGAACGGCACCGGAGUAUCAAAUGCAAAUAUGUCUGGGUCUGGAAGAUUCUAAACUUGUAAUGCUGUCUCUGGAUUCUAAAAAAAUUUGUAUUGCAUGACCAGCAAAAGCACUCCAGUUUGUGCUACGCGGAAAGGGCAUUUGUCAUGCGGUAGAGGCAUCACAAAGUCCGCGAAAAAUCUGUGAUGCUAGGGCAUGCAUCACAGACAUCAUGGGUCAUUCAAAAUAUGCAUGACAAACCUGGCAAUCUUCCAGACCCAGACAUUUUUGCAGUUGAUACGGAGAAAGGAUAGUACUGAUAGUAAACCAAAAAAUUUGUCUUCGCUAGUACCCACGGCAGGUUCAACAACCGGCGAGGCGACGAGCACAGUUUCUUCUCGUACAAAGACAACUUCCACUGAAGAUGGACAACGACAAACACCAUCCGACGAAGACAACACGGAGGUUCGCGUUUUGUUCCGCACCCACAAAGGAUUCGUCAAGUCCGCGGAGUUUGUCUACGGUCGGAUCCGGUUUAUCCAAUGCAAAUAUGUCUUGGUCUGGAAGAGUGGAACUUGUCAUGCUAAAUCUGAACCAUGCAAAAAUCUGUGUUGCAUGAGUAGCAAAAGCUGUCCGCUUUUGACCAAGUUGAGAGGGAGUUUCUCAUGCAGGAUAGGCAUGAUAGAGACCACGCCACAGAAUCAGUCAUGCUGGGUACCGCAUUCCAGACCUCAUGGGUCAUGGAAUAAAACCUGCAUGACAAGUCUGGCAACCUUCCAGACCCAGACAUAUUUGCAGUUGAUCCGGUUCUGGGUGGAGCGCUUUUUGAAAAAGAACCCGGACUACAGAUUCGUCUUCACGGGACACUCCCUGGGAGCGGCAACCGUGGCUUUGGUGUACUGGAAAUUUCCCCAAAUCGAGAACAAGAGGCUGUUCCUUUUCGGGAGCCCCGCGAUUGCCUAUCAUGACGACGACGCAGAGCAGGGGGGAACAGUUGCGGGAAGAAGUCCGGGUCGUGCGGCGAAUGCAGCGAAAUACCCCGUGAUGGCUAUCGGAUGGGAAGGAAGUGCGAGUUGAGGGCGUGCGUGUUUUGAUUUUUUUAGAAGCGUUUAAUGUACUUAAUAUUUUCAAAAAAAACAAUGGGUGUGUGCACUGCGGGCGAGAUAUUACAGUUGCAUCGAUCUGACGACCGCCAGACCGUGUUAAUGUAUACAGUUAUCAAGCGACGCACUAUUUGCGCUGUACAUGACAAAUGUGCUGCGCUCGCGCCUAAAUUUUCCUACUCGAUAACAAACGACCCGCGCAUCUUGGGCGUCGUCCGCGGCAAGGACUUCGUGUCGGCCCUCAGCAUGGAAAGCUUUGACCGGUAUAGUUUUCAUUUUGAAAAACUUUUUUUCAUGCUGAUGCUGUUCCGGUUGACAAAGACAAAAUCAUUUCAUCUAUAGAAAGCACACCAAACCAUGCCGAGCCCGAGGACCAAGAUCUUUUUCCGUGUCAUGCUGAUUAUUACAUGCAAAGCAACAUCUGAUCUACUUCACCGCCAUGCACCCCUCAUCGCAAACUCAGCCUCGCGGACGAGAUUAGCGAAACCUCCUACUUUACCCAAGCGGUGGACUACAUCGGCACCCUCUUCGGGCAACAACGGAAGACCCACGACUACAGCAAGAUCCCGCGGCCCCCGGGGAAGUUCUGCCUCCACUUGCAAGUUCGCCCCAGUACGGCGGCGCCCACCUGUUUUUGGGUCCGAAACCACGGGGAGCACUACCGGCGAAUUUUGCUCGGCUUGCGCAUGUAUGAAAUGCAAAUGUGUCUGGGUCUGGGAGCAUUGAACUUGUAUAUGCAAGUCCGACAUUCCUGUAAAAUCUGUGUUGCAUCAUGACUAACAAAACUACGCCUCCUUUUGUCAUACAAAAGCGCAACUUCUCAUGCGGACUGCGGUUGAGAAAGUGUUCGGAAAACUUGUCAUGCUUGGCUGCACUUGGAAGGAUUUCAAUCAUGCACAUUUCAGCAUCACAAGUUUCCAGACCAAGACAUAUUUGCAGUUGAUAGCAUGAUCGACGACCACUUGCCGAAUCUGUACUUGGCGACUUUGUGCGACGUUUAUUUUCAUCGAUUUUUCGAUCGAAAUAACGUCUCCACGAUGGAGUAUCAGUUUUUGAAGAUGCUCAAGCGGAUUAGGUUCGACUACAUCCAGGCUUAUGAGGCAGCGAGGUGGAUAUAAUAAUACAGGUUUUUACUGGACGACAAAUCAAAAUUUCACAACAACUCCCAGGAGAAAAUAUUAAAU